AUAAAUAAAAUUACAUAAUUUGUUAUUGUUUUCAACAUUUGUGUUACAUUACAUCCUGGUACGUUGAACUUUUCUAGUUGCGAAAUAUUAACUCGUUCCGUUCGCGGGGUAUUUUAAUGAAGUAUUAUCUCCGGAUGAUACAAUAGUGUGACAUUUUUAUUAUUCGACUCGUGCGCAAUCCGACAUACAGUUCUUUAGAGAAAGAUGUCAUUUUAUCGUACAUGUGACAAUGGUUUACAGAGAAUUUAUAUUAUUAGUUGCAAUAAUACAAUUAACUUACUCGUUGAGAAUUAAUUUCACCAGUUGCCAACAGACUGAGUGGAACUGUCCUAGUAAUAUACCAAGUGAUGUUGUUUAUAAUUGUGCCGCUGUUAGAGCUAAUGAAUUCGUUAUACAUUUAAGAGAUUUUUACACUGAUCAUAUAAGCUUGAUUGUACAGAAUUGCAAAGACUUAAAAGUGAUAAUCGAUUGUCCUGUUUUGCAAAGACCAUCGAGACUUCAGUCAAUUAAAAUCAAAAAUUGUGAUCGUCUUGAAUUUGCGACGCUUACACCAAAUUCUGCAAUUCAAACUCCGUCUGAUAUAACAUUGGAGAAUGUUAAAAAUAUUGUAAAUCUACCGAGGAAAUUUUUUAAAUCGCCAACCAAUGCUUUUGAAACAAAAUGCUUAGGAGCUGUUUUAAAGAAAAUCCGCGUUGCGAAUAGUAAAAUAUUUUCCAUAAAUACUAAAGCCGUUUAUAAUGUUAGUGGAGCGAGGAGUAUUGAAUUUGAUAAUGUGACAAUUACAAAUAUACAAACGCAAGCGAUAGAAAUUAUCGGCGGUGAUAAUAUAGCUUUUAUAAUGAACAAUUGUACCAUUGGUAAUUUAGAAUCGAAAAGCAUAACCGUUCAAAGUAGAAGUACAAUCAUAUCUAAUAAUGUUUUCAACGAUAUUGUUGCAAAUAGUAUUAACAUAACGUCAGAAAUAUUAAACGUUAAUAAAAAUAAUUUCAAGGAAAUACGAGCUAAUGGACUGAUGCUUACUUCAGCUAAAACAGAUUUCAAUGAUAACUAUAUUAAAGUACUUAAAAGCAACGCUUUGACAAAUGUUAAAUGCUUGAGAAGACGGAUGAAUAAGAAACAUUUUAAAUUCAUUAAAAAUAGAAUUGAAAAUGUCGAACCUUACGCCUUAAAUUUCGACUAUCAGAGUUGCAAAUCUAGUGGUUCCACGGUAAUAUAUCAAGAAAAUAAAUUAGAUUGCAGAUGUCGAAAUGUUGCAUAUCUAGCAUCUACAGCGAGAAACGAUUUACACGGUGUUAUAUUAAAUGUAUCGAAUUCCAAUACUUGUAUAUCAGCACCUUGUUCAUUGCCUAUUGAAGUUGUAAAAUUGUUAUUGGAAAGUGCAAUGUGUCAGAUAAACCUCGACGCUCAAGUCAUGUGUUUAUUAUAUAACGAUAGGCAUACAACUAAUUAUGAUAUAACAACCGACGAAGAUGUAACAGAACCAGCUCCAACGUUUUAUUUAAUAAGACAAGCGAAUGCUCCAAAAGGAGACGCGAGCGCAGCAAUGACGGCUAUAGAUAAAGAUAAUCUCUUAAAAGAUAGUCAUCUUAAUAUGACGAAUAGAACAACGAUCAAAGUUGUAUUUGAUUCAUCAAGAGAUUUCGUCGAAACAUUAAGGAGUACAAAAACGAGCUAUAAUAAACCAGAAGUACAGAAACCUCAAGCAAAAGAUGAAUAUGCAAGUGUUUGCACAGGACCUCAUUGUAGAAACACAGUCGCCUAUAAUAAACAGAAAGCUUUAGAGUUUUAUAAAUACGUAUACGCACAGUUGCGACCAAAACAAUUAGAUAAUAAGAAAAAGAAAACAUGAUUUUUGUAUUGUUUACAAAUAAAAUUGUUGCUUUGUU
This is a messenger RNA of Papilio polytes (common Mormon), 1886 nucleotides long. RefSeq lists its product as uncharacterized. The record is from RefSeq and is a predicted model, not a curated record. Lineage: Eukaryota; Metazoa; Arthropoda; Insecta; Lepidoptera; Papilionidae. The transcript has 2 exons. The coding region runs from base 230 to 1849 and encodes 539 amino acids.